This is a messenger RNA of Homalodisca vitripennis (glassy-winged sharpshooter), 1871 nucleotides long. Its product is annotated as 3 beta-hydroxysteroid dehydrogenase type 7. Gene Ontology annotation, molecular function: 3-beta-hydroxy-Delta5-steroid dehydrogenase (NAD+) activity. The record is from RefSeq and is a predicted model, not a curated record. Gene Ontology annotation, biological process: steroid biosynthetic process. The transcript is spliced from 5 exons. The coding region runs from base 601 to 1803 and encodes 400 amino acids. Lineage: Eukaryota; Metazoa; Arthropoda; Insecta; Hemiptera; Cicadellidae.
UUACUACUGAACCACAACAAAUUACAAUCGUACAAUUAUUUAACACUUUACUAGAAGUGGACCUUUUGGAAUUCUAGAAAAUUCAAUGUGGCAAGGUGAAUUUUACGACGCGGAAAAUCAAAGUCAACGUCAUUUCAACAGAAGAAAUCACAGGUCUCAAUAUACUGGCUUUAAUACACAUUGGAGUGUGGUGGAAAUCCUGGUGUUUGUGAUAGCAGUUUGGGGUUUAGCUGUGUGCAUAUUUUUCUUCUAUAUACUUUAUUCCGAAACCCGCCACCUUAGCCAGGCAAUACUCGGGCGGAAAAACAAAAAGUUGGAAGCAAACUACAAAGCAGAGGACGACUACUUUUAUCUCUUCGGUUGAGAAAAAUCAGAGCAUUUUAGUUGUCAACAUUUGAGGUUAUGUUCGGUUAUGUUCGCGUAUUGGAAUAGUUUUGUCGUUUUUAAAUUUAUCCUGAGAAGACAAAUGGAAAAUAAACAAUGAAAAAUAACAGUGCAUUAAGAAAUCAAAGUAGUUAAUUCGGUAUAAACCUCGAAUGAACAAAACAUAUGUAAUAGUGCUUUAUUUCCAUAACUUUGAAAGUGAAAUUGCUGAAAGAGAUGACAAGUUGUAAGAUGUUCCUGGGGGAUGUUUUAGGAGGUAGUGGGUUCCUUGGACAACAUGUCGUUCGGGAAUUGCAGGAAAGGGAUCCAAGGGUGACGGAGAUUCGGGUCUUGGACCUCAAGCCCUACAGGAAUUGUUUGGGACAUGACGUUAAAAAACCCAUCGUUAGCGUUGUGGCUGACGUCACGGAGAUAGAAACCUGCAGGACAGCGUUCCAGGAUGUAUCCUGCGUGAUCCACUGCGCUGCUUUCGUGUCCUACGACUUUCCUGCAGACACCGAUCGUCUACACAGGGUCAACGUCAUAGGUACCCAGAACGUGAUACGUCUGUGCCAGGAGAUGAACGUGCCCCGGCUGGUCUUCACGAGCACGUCUGAGGUGACGUUGGUGCCGUACUUCCAUCACGGUUUCUUCUCCGCCGUCGUCAACCAGACCGAGAACAAGGCUACGUGCCCCAAGGAUAUCUCCAGACUCGUCUUCUCCGCAUACGCAGGGUCCAAGCUGCAGGCGGAGCGGUUUGUGUGUGAAGCCAACGGGACCACUUUGAAGACAGGGGAAAAGCUGAGGACGGUGGCAUUGAGGCCAACCCUGCUGUACGGGGAGGAGGACCGUGGGUUCAUUCCCCUCAUAAUGAGGGUGGCAGACUACUGCGAGGGCAACUUUCCACGAGUGAGUGGCCCUGGGGGGAAACACCAGCUUUGCUACGCGGGGAACGCCGGCUGGGCUCACGUCUGCGCUAAGAACGCCCUCGCCGACAACCCGGAAGUGGCAGCCGGACUUCCGUUCUUCAUCACGGACGACUCUCCCAUCACCGACAUCACCAAGUUGUGCGUCCGCCUCACCCAGCCCCCGGGAGAACCCUCACCCUACAGCCACUCUUGGUGGUCACUUCCACCCUUCGUGACCUACACGCUGGCCGCCAUCCUGGAGCCCCUUCUGGGGUUCCUCCUGCCUGUCCUGGGCGCCGGCCCGCUCCCUCUCCCCCCGACCGCGGCCAUCACCUUCCUCGGGUCCAUCGUCCUGUACAACCGUCUCCGCGCGGACCUCCACCUCCACUACGCCCCCGUGUACGGCCACCAGGCGGCACACCUCAGGGCACUCAAGUACUACUCGGAGGAGGCCAAGAGGAGGUUUGUUCCAGAGGAGCGCGAGUGUGGGGGAGAACAGAGGAGUCAACAACUACAACAGCAGUUGUGUUAGAAUAAGUUAUUGGUUGUGUUGUGUAUAUUUUGUAACGUAAUGAGUUCAUUAAAAUCUUUAAACUUUAA